AGUCGCUUUGAAGGACGUGGAAAACAGUCAUUGGAUACUUUGUGUUUUGGACAUGAAGAAGAAGUUCGCAUCAUACUGGGACUCUAUGAGGACCGGACGUUCGAAAAUGCACAGGAUCCAUUUGCUUAGCGGAAUGGUGGGUGUGUGUUUUCAUCUUAAUAUGAAUCUUAUUAAAACCUUCCUAACAAUACAUCAUUUUUACUUCUUGUUACAGUUGAAUAAGCUAGAUGACUUGGUACUGUCGUCGAUGGAUGAUGUAUACGUAGGUCGACCGGUGUUCAAAGUUUUUGGUAUAGUCCCCGCUCCACCACUACCCCAGCAGGAUAACGGCCAUGAUUGUGGUAUUUUCGUCAUGCACUAUAUGGAGUGCAUUGUAUUUGGACAAUCUCCUCGCACCACCUACAAGGUUGACCAUAGUGAAAGAUUCCGGUUAGCAGUCAAUAUUCUCACAUCCGAGUCAAACAGGCUGUGUUUGAAGGCCGCACGAGAUGCGGCUGAUUAUUACAACACAUGUUUAAGUGAAGGUAGUCCAAGCUUAAAGAAAGGUGUUUGUCUCCCCCCAAGUCAUUCACCUUCCAUUUCCAUGCAUUCAGGGAAAAAGGGAAGAGGCCAACCCUGGUCUAACCCUCGUAAGAGAAAGAGAAAGCCAUGAAUGAGUUCCACCUUUCCUCAGUUGUGUCUGGUAGUAGGCGCUGUAGAACUAACAUGUAGGAGUUCGUUUUUUAUACCAAAUAUAUUCUACCCCCUCUCACUAAAUUAUUCGUUAGUUUUGUAAAUAUUUUUUGGG
Humulus lupulus (European hop) is the source of this 787-nucleotide messenger RNA. RefSeq lists its product as uncharacterized. The record is from RefSeq and is a predicted model, not a curated record. The transcript has 2 exons. Gene Ontology annotation, molecular function: cysteine-type peptidase activity. Gene Ontology annotation, biological process: proteolysis. The coding region runs from base 53 to 652 and encodes 199 amino acids. NCBI's taxonomy places the organism in Eukaryota, Viridiplantae, Streptophyta, Magnoliopsida, Rosales, Cannabaceae.